This is a messenger RNA of Lonchura striata (white-rumped munia), 2423 nucleotides long. The record is from RefSeq and is a predicted model, not a curated record. Lineage: Eukaryota; Metazoa; Chordata; Aves; Passeriformes; Estrildidae.
UUUCUGCUGGCGAGCACAGCUCUGUGAGGACCAUCCCUGCACGUGUCCCUGCAGGGGGAGGGUUUGGUGGCUGUGGGGCUGGGCAGGGUGCAGCCUGCAGGACACCCCUGUCAGCGCCGCAGUCACCCCGUGGCUCUCCUCCUGCUGGUUUUCCGGCCCCCCCGGUUUCCUGCUGAGGGGCAGCCGGGUGUAAGCCCAGGAGGCACAGAUUUCUCUGGUUAGGCAAGGCCAGGCAGCCUCUCCCCUUUCGCUUUCAGCUGCCUCUUCUUCCCCUUCCCCGGGCAGCCCCAGCAUCCGCAGGGCCAUGGAGCGCAGGGACCGCGAGCCCCUGGUGAGGAAAUCCAGCUCCUCGUACCGCACCUUCCCCGAGAGCGCUGCCAGGAGGCUCGACAAGGAGUACCUGAGGAGCCUCCACAACAGGCGCCUCUACCUGGCUGUGUUUGCUGCUGUCCUGGGCAACUUCAGCUUCGGCUUCGCCCUGGUUUAUCCCUCCCCCGUCAUCCCUGCCCUGGAGGCUCAUCCCAGCCCCGCGCUGAGGCUGGACCAGCACACAGCGUCCUGGUUCGGGUCGGUGUUCACGCUGGGAGCGGCGGCGGGCGGGCUCAGCACGAUGCUGCUCAACGACUGCCUGGGCCGCAAGCUGAGCAUCAUGUUCUCGGCCCUGCCCUCGGCGCUGGGCUACGCGCUGCUGGCCGGAGCCCAGGGCCUCUGGAUGCUGCUGCUGGGCCGGGUGCUGACGGGCUACGCCGGCGGGGUGACCUCCGCCUCCAUCCCGGUUUACAUCUCGGAGAUCUCCCACCCGGGGGUCAGGGGGAUGCUGGGGGCCUGUCCCCAGAUCAUGGCAGUGCUGGGCUCCCUCGUCCUGUACGCUCUGGGGCUGGUCCUGGACUGGCGCUGGCUGGCCGUGGCCGGGGAGGUGCCCGUGCUUGCCAUGGUCCUCCUGCUCUGCUUCAUGCCCAACUCGCCCCGGUUCCUGCUCUCCCAGGACAAGGAGGAGGAGGCCCUGGGCUCCCUGUGCUGGCUGCGGGGUGAGGACACAGAUUAUGGCCGGGAGUACGAGCAGAUCAAGGACAGCCUGAGGAAGCAGAGCCGUCGGGUUUCCUGUGCUGAGCUCAAGGACCCCUUCCUUUACAAGCCCAUCCUGAUUGCGGGGGGAAUGAGGUUCCUGCAGCAGCUCUCGGGGGUCACCUGCAUCCUCGUGUACCUGCAGCCAAUAUUCAAGAGAACAUCUGUCAUCCUGCAAGCAGAGUACGAUGCAGCUCUGGUUGGCCUGGUGCGUCUGUCUGCGGUGGCCAUCGCUGCUGUGUCCAUGGACAAAGCUGGGAGGAAGAUUCUCCUGUUUGUAUCAGGUAUGGCUCUCUCCACUCCUCCUGUCUUGCCAAGGGAAGCUCUUAUUGAAGGAUUUUCAGGAGCUCUGCGAGUGCAGGAGUGGAAACUUCAGCCCUACAGGGCUCAGGGAGGGAGGCAGGGAGGUCUCUUUCCCUUGGUGGUGGUUCAGCUCCUCAGCAGGGCAUUCCCAGGAGCUUGGCAUGGAGAGGAUCACCCACCCAUCAUUCUCACUGUGCUGCUGCCUCUCUCCACAGCUGGUGUCAUGUUGGUCUCCAACCUGACCAUGGGGCUCUACAUCCACUUUGUGCCAGCUUCUCACAACGGCACCGUGGCCAACACCACCCUGGUGGGCUCUGCCACCCUCCCUGCUGAGCCAACAAACUACAUCACCCUCAUCCCUCUCCUGGCAACCAUGUUCUUCAUCAUGGGCUAUGCCAUGGGCUGGGGCCCCAUCACUUGGCUGCUGAUGUCGGAGAUCCUCCCUCUCAAAGCCCGUGGGGUCGCCUCGGGCCUCUGUGUGGUCGUGAGCUGGCUGACAGCCUUCACCCUGACCCAGUUCUUCCUCCCAGUCGUGAACGCCUUUGGCCUCGAGGUGCCCUUCCUGUUCUUCGCUGUCAUCAGUGCUGGGAACAUCUUAUUCACAGGCUGCUGUGUCCCUGAAACCAAAGGCAGGUCCCUGGAGCAGAUCGAGGCCUUUUUCAGGACUGGCCGGAGGUCAUUCCUGAGGUAGGAGCUGCCCUUGCCCAGGCUGAGGGCAAAGCAAACUUGUGCUGCUGGAAGUGGAGGCUGGAGCUCCCUGAGGGAGAGGAAGGGGCAGCAAAGAUCAUCUUGCUCUGGCUGUAGAAGUUGCCAGCUGGAACUUCACCUUCUCCUCCUGUCACACAACACUACCUGUCAACCCUUGGGAUGGGAGCAGGUCACCAGCAGGGCCAGGCUGGAGAUAAAGGUGUCCUGGAAGAACAAGUGUGGACAGGAGGCCAUGGUUGCCCUUUGCUCAGCAGCCUGAGGGCUUGGCUGGAGCUGAGUUUACAGCUGGAGCUGUUCUGGCAAGAGCUCAUCAUGUAGCUGCAAGAAUAAAACAGUUUUGCCUCCAA